UUGAAACUGCCAGUGUGAGCUCAGGCGUCUUUUUCAUGAGAUUUCUAGAGAGAAAAGUUGUGAUCGAGUACAAACAGGAAGAUUACUGUCACAUUAUUUUGUUUCAAACAUCAAAGUCGCCAGCUCUGGAUCCAGCAAAAGAGCCCCAGACCAUCACACUUCCUUCUCCAAGCUUUUAUAAAGACAGAGACGUCGGGACACCUGAAGGAAUUGUUUGCAUCAACUUUCAAGGCUUCAUUUACUUCUAUUGCUGCAGAAUAGCUGAUUUUCACUUGACCCCUGCGACUGUUCAGUGAUUUCAACAAACCUUCAGCAGAAAGCCUGCUGGUGUUACUGGUGCUACUGGUGGGUUUACAGCUGUAGGAGGGGCUUUAUCAGAUAAGGAUGGCAUUAGGUUGGAAGAUGGCUCUCAUCGUGCGGCGUUUCCUGUUGGCUCUGCUUCUUCUGGGAGCUAACGUGUUCAUCAACGUUCAUGCUCAAGAGGAGGCGGAGGUGACAGAGGCGUGGACCAGCAGGUCUUGCAAAUGUGAUUGUGAUGGAGGAGAAUCCCCGACUGAGUUUUCCUCCAUCGUGUCUCCAGCUGGUUCUCCCAUGGUGCGCGGAGUGGACUGCAUGCCAGAGUGUCCGUACCACAAACCUCUGGGCUUCGAGGCCGGAUCAGUGAGUCCAGAGCAGAUCUCCUGCUCCAACCAGGAACAGUACAGCGGCUGGUUCUCCUCAUGGCUCCCAAGCAAGGCCCGGCUCAACAGUCAGGGCUUUGGGUGUGCCUGGCUGUCGAAAUUCCAGGACAACAGUCAGUGGCUGCAGAUUGACCUGACGGAGGUGAUGGUGGUUUCAGGGAUCCUCACUCAGGGCCGCUGUGACGCUGACGAAUGGAUCACCAAGUACAGCGUUCAGUACCGCACAGACUCACAACUCAACUGGAUCUACUACAAAGACCAGACUGGAAACAACAGGGUGUUUUACGGAAACUCUGACCGCUCCUCGUCUGUGCAGAACCUCCUGCGGCCGCCCAUCGUGGCACGCUACAUUCGCAUCCUCCCCCUCGGAUGGCACACACGCAUCGCUCUGCGCAUGGAGCUGCUGCUCUGCAUGAGCAAAUGCAUCUGAACCUCUCCUCCCGCUCUCCUCGAGGCCUUGCCCCAAAAGUUCAUCUGUACCUAAAGCCUCAUCGUCAGAGUGUGUGGUCCGUGAUUAUAUCCACAGAUUUGGCCCCUUUUAGCUACAUGUAUUGAACCACAAGUUGAAACCAAAAUAUUCUGUUUGAAACCUUUUUUUUUUUUUUUUUCAAAACAAAUUGACUUAUGUGAUUGCAUUAAAAUAGGUUUGUUUGAUAUGCACAAUGAGCUUGCAUUCACUCCACUCUCCAUUGUCUGUGUUAAAGCAGUCUCACGCUGGAGGCUUUAAUUCGGUGAGUUUUCAAUAGAUUGUUCCAUUUGCAAUGAAAUGGCAUAAAUUCAAAGCAAUAAUUAGUCAUGGAGAGGGAGAGGCAGCGUUGCUAUGGAGGUCGUAUCCACAGGUCUGGAGAAAAGCUCCUCCAGAACAUCUGUUUCAUUCUGUGACAGGUUGAUGAAAUGCUCACUGCUUCUUCUGAUAUUUACAGUAGUCAACAAGGAAUUUACAGUUUUGCACCUGUCAGUCAGUCUCUCAACCUUACUUCCCUCAAAGGAAGGAAAGGUUGUAUUCUAUAUUUUCCUUACUGUCAGCAAAUCCCAUAAAAAGACCAAAAUGAACAAUGAAUUGAUCCUACUAAUUAAUACUAACACAUAUUGCCUGAUUUAGCUUAUUCCUUUAUUCUCCAAACCGUUAAAAACACACCAGUGAGCCAUGCUGUUGCACUGGAUGUUCCUUCAUUACAAAAAAACAAAUCCCACAUACAUG
Molecule: messenger RNA, 1881 nt
Organism: Thunnus maccoyii (southern bluefin tuna)
Lineage: Eukaryota; Metazoa; Chordata; Actinopteri; Scombriformes; Scombridae
Gene: rs1a
Product: retinoschisin 1a
Exons: 9
Coding region: 385-1110 (241 amino acids)
Source: RefSeq, a predicted model, not a curated record